CUCACAAAGGGAGGUUGCCCUGGCUAAUUAUUACCUCUCCCUGACCAGGAGGGCUCUCAAAGGAUAUGUCCUCUGCACUUUGCAUGGUACCAUCCUCCUUUUGUAUAGCACCAACUGGGUGACCUCAAGAUGUUCUAACACAGUUGAGGAGUCGCAUCCACUUUGGGGACAAAUCCUGAAGAAGUUGCUCACUCCCGGUCUUAUGUCCAGACCAGGUUGGUGGCCAUUCCUCCUUCUCUCCUGCCAACUUCCUUUCAUUUAUCUCACACUUUUCAGGUGACCUCACUUCAAGAGUUCCACCAUGUGUUUCAAAAUGGGGACGUGUCUGAAGAUCAAGGACAGUUAUUCCUUCAAGAAAUGGCCAGUUGAGUAUUCCUGGGAUGAGGACAGCAAAAGUACUAGCAGCGAGAAGAACAACAGCAGUCCCAGUAGCGCUCUGCCAGAUGUGGCCACAGCUGCCCAGGAUGGAGAGGCCAAGAAGGUCAAAAUUAGCAUCCUCCACCAAAUGAAACAGGCGUCCGGCACCUGGAUCAGGUACACCUUGGCUCACACUGUUGGCCGCUGGCUGCUUUACCCUGGUUCCGUCUGUCUCUUGAACAAAGUCCCACUGAAGCUGCUGGUGAACGGGAGGAGACGCCUGAUGGAGGACUUUCACGGAAAGCGGGCCAAGCUGGUGGCUUGCGAUGGGAACAAGAUUGACACCAUGUUUGUGGACCGACGUGGAAAGAGCUCUGGGAAGCUGGGAAUGCACUUGGUGAUCAGCUGCGAAGGGAAUGGCAGCUUUUACGAAGUGGGGUGCUUCAUCACCCCGUUGAAGGCGGGGUACUCCGUCCUGGGAUGGAACCAUCCUGGUUUUGCCAGGAGCUCGGGGAAGCCGUAUCCCCAGAAUGACAUCAACGCCAUGGACGUGGUCAUCCGGUACGCCAUGCACCGUCUGAAAUUUAACCCGGAGGACAUUGCCGUCUACGGUUACUCCUUGGGGAGCUACACCGCGACGUGGGCUGCCAUGGCUUACCCAGAGCUGGGAGCCCUGGUUCUCGAUGCCUCCUUUGAUAGCUUGCUCCCUUUGGUCGGCAAACUAGUAACUAAGCAGGUGAGGAAGCUAGUCCUUAAGACGAUCAAAGAGAACUUUAACCUCAACGUGGCGGAUAUGUUGCGCCACUAUCAAGGGCCGGUGCUCCUCAUCAGGAGGACCUUCGAUGAAAUCACCACCACCCAAGUCCACCUGGAGAACCACCUCCCCGUGAUCCAGACCAACCGAGCCAACGAGCUGCUCUUGCAGAUCUUAAGGUGCCGUUAUCCUAACAUCAUCUCUGGGGCGGAAGACGUGGUACAGCAAUUGCUCAUUGCCGACUGCCCUCGCGUGGAACACUUCAUCUACCACCAUUUCUACCGGGUGGAUGACAACUGGUGUCUCGAUCAACUGAAGACCUACCGGUCCAUCGUCGGAAGCAAGGCUGAAUUUCCGUGGAAAGUCGGGAGUGACUUACCGUCCGCAAGGAAGAAGCACAUGGCUUUGUUCCUGGCCAAGAAACAUCUGAAGAACGUGGAGAUCACACAUGGGAGAACGUUACCCCCGGAAGAAUUUGAGCUGCCCUGGAAGCUCUAGCUAGGCUGGCAGAUGGUGGGUUUGAUAGCAGAGUAAGAGAGAGAAAUAAAAGCUAGGAUACAUCACUGUC
Molecule: messenger RNA, 1679 nt
Organism: Pantherophis guttatus
Lineage: Eukaryota; Metazoa; Chordata; Lepidosauria; Squamata; Colubridae
Product: ABHD16B-like
Biological process (GO): phosphatidylserine catabolic process; monoacylglycerol catabolic process
Cellular component (GO): endomembrane system
Molecular function (GO): monoacylglycerol lipase activity; glycerophospholipase activity
Source: RefSeq, a predicted model, not a curated record